Messenger RNA from Symbiodinium sp. CCMP2592, 7755 nucleotides. The record is from the annotation of a GenBank genome assembly. Lineage: Eukaryota; Dinophyceae; Suessiales; Symbiodiniaceae.
AUGGUAGCGGAGCUGGUUCGGACCUCCCAGGAGGAGGCUUCUUCCAGCCAGGCACCGCAGGGUGCCAAAGGAACAGCCGAGCCCGAAAAGGGCAAAGGCAAAACCGGGGAAAAGGGAGCAGGGAAGCCCACAAAGGGCAAGCCUGCCAAAGGAGCUGCGCAGCCCGCCAAGGGCAAGGAGCCCGCGCAAGGCCCUGGGAAGAAGAAGAACGGCCGAGGUGGUCGUUCCCAAGCGGCCCGCGCCACCCGCGAGGCCCGCGGCGCCGAGAGGCGCGAAAGAGAGGGUACAGACCCGGUCGUCCUCAGAGAGGGCCCGGGGACUGAUAUCCCAGAGCCGCGCACCCCGGAGGAAACUCCCGAAGGUGCCGGCCAGGUGAUUCAGAGCCCCAGCUCUGAGUCCUCCUUGGACACCGCGGCGGUGCCCAAGGUUCCAGUCUUCACAGGCCCCGCCCCUGGAGAAGACACACCGGACUUCGGAGGAAGCGACUCCGAAGGAGAGCGGGAAGCCCCGCCCGCUGCUGCUGCAGCUUCCUCUUCUAGCGGGGCCGUCCCUGCUAAGAAAGAGGAGCCGGCAGAGCGGGUCGCCCCGCCUGCCUCCGCAGAGGCGGCCGCAGAGCCAGCCGAGGAGGCAAAACCAGAAGCCUCACCGAAGGCCACCCCGGAGGCAAAGCCGAAGGCCUUGCCAAAGGGCGCUCCGGCAGCGAAGGCCCCAACGGUGAAGGCGCCGCCGCCUCACCUUGGGCCACCGCCUCCACUGAACACCUCACCGGCCGACGACGGUGAGCAGGUGGAGACAGAGGAGAGUUCCUCUGAGGGCCAAGGGCUAUCUUCGACGCGUCAAGAGAUGAGCCAGCAGCCGGCUUAUCCACCCCCGCAGGGCGACCCCGUGGUCGAGGCGCUGCGCGGGGAAGUGGCAACCCUUAGGGGGUUGCUGGAGAGCCAAGCGCAGCAGCUGCAGGCUGCGAUUGGCGAGCUUGCGGCCCAAAGACAGCAAACACAGGGCCUUGCUGCAGCAGCCGCUCCGGCGGCACCCGCCCCUGCGCCUGCGCAGGCGAGCGGUGGAGGGCACUUGCUCAAGAGCAUGCGGCUCCCUGCCGCCUUUAAGGGGCGAGACGACUGGGAGCGCUUUGCCUUUCAGGCAGAGUCCUACCUGGCGGUCGUAGACACCAGGUACCCAGCAGAGCUGGAGGUGGCUCGAAAGUGCAAGGUGCCACUCCAGAUGACCGCCAUGACCGAAAUGGCGCAGGGCGUGAGGGAGGUAGUGGUGAGCUACUUGCAAGCCAAAAGGGUUUGGACCCCGAGUGCGGGCUACGCCGCCUCUUCCCGAAGGGACCCUAACGCCAUGGACAUUGGCAGAAUAGGGGACCACGGAAAAGAAGGGAAGGGCAAAGGCGACCAAAAGGGCAAGAAGGGGGACAAGGACCACAAGAAGGGCAAGGGCGACCACGACAACAAAGGAAAGAAAGGGGACAAGAAGGGGAACCAGCAAGGAGGCAGAGACGGCAAGGAAAGAUGCCCAAUCUGCUGGAAAACGGGGCACACCGUAAAGGAGUGCUGGUUCAACGCCAAGGGGAAGGGCAAAGGCAACAAAGGCCAGGUGGCCCAAGUGGCCGACGACGCGGCCACCACGUUGUCAACAGCCUCCUUGGCGACUGCGGGCCCCUCCGCGUCCCAAGCUGGUGGAAGCACUGGCGGCUCUGGCGGUAAAGGCCAGGUGCGCCAGGUGCGCGACGACCGCAUCUUAGGUGUGCGGUUUGCCCCGCCUCACGACACCGAGCCAGAGGAAGAAAAGAUCCUCAAGGUGUCGGGGAGUCUUCUCGUGGACUCCGGGGCGCGUGUGUCCGUUUGCAGGCCCGAGGCGUUUCCCGACCUGCAGCCCGCGGGCCCACCAAAGAGCCUUUACUCGGUGGACAACAGCCGCCUGAAGACAAAGGGCCGUGUCCAGCCGAGCCUCCUCUUAGGGGAGGAGCGCCAGUCCUGCAAGGUCAACUUUGAGGUGACCGAGGACAUAGAGGACGAGAUCCUCAGCAUCAGCCGUGCUGUUGAGGCCGGUGCGGGCAUUUGGCUCCACCGAGAGGACAGCCACAUUUUGUGGCCAGACGGCGUCCGAGCCUCGAUCCUCAAGAGAGGGUCACAGUUCCUCCUACCCUACGAGCGGGAGCUCCCGCCGGGGUCAACAAACCGGGUGGCACCGGUGGCGGCAGAGCCACCGAGCCCAGGCCGAGACCUGGGGCACUACGAGUACAUCCCGGAACACGACCUCGAGCAGGCUGAGCAGCCUGACUCAAGGCCACGCGGCGUGGUGCGAGAAGUGCGUGGAGGGGCGCGCGAGGACCCGCACCGCCGCCGUGAGCCCGCUGAUGAUCCGGUGACGCCACUUGUCACCAUGGAUUAUCAGUUCUACAGCCGGGACGGGAAAGAAGUUGAGGAAGAAGCGCACGUCGCCUGGCUGCAGGCCCGUUUCGGGACCAAGUCAACGGACGGGGUGACACCAUAUCGGGCAGCCACUGGCACCGACUAUGGUGGAGCGCUUUGCUCUUUUGGGGAAACCGUGCUAGCCAAGCUCCCAAGGCCCGGGAACAAAGCGCAAGUGCGCUGGGUCAAAGGGGUCUGGACUGGCAAGCUGGAGCGCGACGACUCCCACGUGGUGCUGACCGAAGCAGGCGCACUCAACGUGAGGAGCGUCAGGCGACUCUCGCCGGAAACCCGGCACCAGACGGCAGCCGCUCUCAAAGCGUGCGGCCUGCCUUGGAACCCCAGAUUUGGCCGCGCAGCACCAGCAGAGCGCAGCGAGCCGAUGAUGGUGCCAAUCCCUCUGGCCACGCCGGCCGAGGAGGUGGAGCGGCGAGAACCGCCCGGUGAGCGCUGGCUCUUUCACGACGGGCCACGGCCCGACGACGAGGCCCUCCUAGUGGAAGGAGCCGAGCAGGCCAGCAGGCUCCCGGACGCCAGUCCCACCCAGGACCUGGCUAACGCCGACAUACCGGACUACGAACCGUCCGACGUGGAGGCAGCACCCGCCGCAGCAAGCGCGCCGCCACCACAGGCGGCAAGCCCCGCCCCAGCCGCCAACGACGGCUCAGGCGAAGGGGGGCAGAAGCGCGACUCUGCGGGUUCCUCCGCGAGCGCAGCGGCAGCACAGCAGCCGCCUGCAGCUAAGAGCCGCACGGAGCCCAAGAAGGCACCGCGGCUAGGAGCGCUCACUGAGCGCGAGGUGUGGCAGCACAUCGCUGCCUUAGCCGACGCGCCGCUCACCAACUACCAGGGUGAGCGGGUCGAGCAGGCACGCAAAGAGCAGCUGAGAAAGCUGUGGGACCGAGGCGCUUUCACGCCCGUGCUGCGGUCUGAAGUACCGCGCGGGGCGCAGCUCUUUAGGGCAAAGUGGGUCGACAAGUGCGACAAAGGGCGGUACAAGUCCAGAUGUACAUGCGCCGAUGUCAAGGCCCGCUACAGCCCAGAGCAGGAAGCUGGCAUGGACAUUUUCGUCCCAACGCCAACGCCCGAGAGUCACUCCCUUUUGGAAGUAGCAGCGCUACACAACGAAGGGUGGGUCACUAGGUCUUUGGAUAUAGUGGCAGCCUUCUUGAUUGGGAGGGACCGCAGUGCGGCGGAAGGCUGCCCGGUCUAUAUGCACGCGCCCGUGGAGUGGCGCGAGCUCUUUGACCAAUGGGUCUUGGAGCAGCCAACAAAGGACCAGCAGUGGUACCGAGACCACUUCCGGGACUUUGUGUUUAGGGUGGACGGCAACCUUUACGGCCGUAGAACGGCCGGGUCCGUCUACAGGGACGAGCUGGAGGAAGUCUUGACUGGCAAGCUCAGCAAGGACUACGACUUCCAGCGAGGCGUGAAGGACCCGUGCGUGUUCCUAGACCGCCGGUCCGGCUUGAUCCUUCUCCACCAUAUCGACGACAUUCGUAUAACGGUGGGAGAACUGGAGGAGCCGGGCACAGCGGUGGAGGUCCUCGGAAGGACCAAGGUGCGCACCGAGGACUCAAUCCUCACGCUGCCCGACAGCAAGCACGCAGACAAUGUGUGCGAGCAGCUCGGCAUAGGGCCCAAAGACAAAGGGGUCGUGCCGAGCAAGCCUCUGGACCUGUCAAGGUCCGAGGAACUCUCUGCGGGAGACUCCGCGAGGUUCCGCAGUGCCGUCGGUAGUGCCAUCUACCUGUCGGCAGACCGGCGCGACAUACAGUUCGCCGUGAAAGAGCUGGCACGCAGACUGCAGAACCCACGCAUCUGCGAUUGGCUCGCUGCGGAAACCCUCGCGCGAUACCUGCGGGCAACCCCGCGGUUUGGAAGAGUGGUUGUGCUGGACCCGGCGUCCAAGAGCACAGCCCUUCUGAACUUGGAGGUCUACUCAGACUCCGACUGGGCGGGGUGCCCAGAGACAAGAAGGAGCACAGACAACAUAGUUGCCUGUCUCGGGGGAGCAGUCAUCCAGACAAGCUGCCAGACACAGCCCGGCCUCCCAGCAACCUCCAGCGGAGACGCGGAGAUCCGAGGCGUGUCGCGAGCAGCAAGGGAGGCCGUCUUCCUACGAGAACUUGCGGAGAAAGACUUCGCCCUGGCCUGCGGCUUGCCGCGGCUCUGGGCGGACUCCGCAGCUUCGAUCGGCGCGCUCAGAGCCAAACUUCUCGAACUGAGAAAAGUUAAGGGAACCGAGAAUCCGGCAAACUUCGCCACCAAGCACGCGGGCACGUCGCCUGGCUGCAGGACCGUGCUAGCCAAGCUCCCAAGGCCCGGGAACAAAGCGCAAGUGCGCUGGGUCAAAGGGGUCUGGACUGGCAAGCUGGAGCGCGACGACUCCCACGUGGUGCUGACGGAAGCAGGCGCACUCAACGUGAGGAGCGUCAGGCGACUGCCGCCGGAAACCCGGCACCAGACGGCAGCCGCUCUCAAAGCGUGCGGCCUGCCUUGGAACCCCAGAUUUGGCCGCGCAGCGCCAGCAGAGCGCAGCGAGCCGAUGAUGGUGCCAAUCCCUCUGGCCACGCCGGCCGAGGAGGUGGAGCGGCGAGAACCGCCCGGUGAGCGCUGGCUCUUUCACGACGGGCCACGGCCCGACGACGAGGCCCUCCUAGUGGAAGGAGCCGAGCAGGCCAGCAGGCUCCCGGACGCCAGUCCCACCGAGGAGCUGGCUCACGCCGACUUUUACCGGACUACGAACCGCCAAAAAGGGCAGAAGCGCGACUCUGCGGGUUCCUCCACGAGCGCAGCGGCAGCACAGCAGCCGCCUGCAGCUAAGAGCCGCACGGAGCCCAAGAAGGCACCGCGGCUAGGAGCGCUCACUGAGCGCGAGGUGUGGCAGCACAUCGCUGCCUUAGCCGACGUGCCGCUCACCAACUACCAGGGUGAGCGGGACGCGUGGGUUGGGCAGGUGACAGACCUGCUGGACCGCAUGCUCGACCCUAAGCAGGUCGAGCAGGCACGCAAAGAGCAGCUGAGAAAGCUGUGGGACCGAGGCGCUUUCACGCCCGUGCUGCGGUCUGAAGUACCGCGCGGGGCGCAGCUCUUUAGGGCAAAGUGGGUCGACAAGUGCGACAAAGGGCGGUACAAGUCCAGAUGUACAUGCGCCGAUGUCAAGGCCCGCUACAGCCCAGAGCAGGAAGCUGGCAUGGACGUUUUCGUCCCAACGCCAACGCCCGAGAGUCACUCCCUUUUGGAAGUAGCAGCGCUACACAACGAAGGGUGGGUCACUAGGUCUUUGGAUAUAGUGGCAGCCUUCUUGAUUGGGAGGGACCGCGGUGCGGCGGAAGGCUGCCCGGUCUAUAUGCACGCGCCCGUGGAGUGGCGCGAGCUCUUUGACCAAUGGGUCUUGGAGCAGCCAACAAAGGACCAGCAGUGGUACCGAGACCACUUCCGGGACUUUGUGUUUAGGGUGGACGGCAACCUUUACGGCCGUAGAACGGCCGGGUCCGUCUACAGGGACGAGCUGGAGGAAGUCUUGACUGGCAAGCUCAGCAAGGACUACGACUUCCAGCGAGGCGUGAAGGACCCGUGCGUGUUCCUAGACCGCCGGUCCGGCUUGAUCCUUCUCCACCAUAUCGACGACAUUCGUGUCGCCGGGCCCAAGGCCGCAGUGCUGAAGUUCACCGAGGUGGAUCUCCCGGCACACUGCGAGAUAACGGUGGGAGAACUGGAGGAGUUCCGCAGUGCCGUCGGUAGUGCCAUCUACCUGUCGGCAGACCGGCGCGACAUACAGUUCGCCGUGAAAGAGCUGGCACGCAGAAUGCAGAACCCACGCAUCUGCGAUUGGCUCGCUGCGGAAACCCUCGCGCGAUACCUGCGGGCAACCCCGCGGUUUGGAAGAGUGGUUGUGCUGGACCCGGCGUCCAAGAGCACAGCCCUUCUGAACUUGGAGGUCUACUCAGACUCCGACUGGGCGGGGUGCCCAGAGACAAGAAGGAGCACAGACAACAUAGUUGCCUGUCUCGGGGGAGCAGUCAUCCAGACAAGCUGCCAGACACAGCCCGGCCUCCCAGCAACCUCCAGCGGAGACGCGGAGAUCCGAGGCGUGUCGCGAGCAGCAAGGGAGGCCGUCUUCCUACGAGAACUUGCGGAGAAAGACUUCGCCCUGGCCUGCGGCUUGCCGCGGCUCUGGGCGGACUCCGCAGCUUCGAUCGGAGCCGCCAAGCGGAUAGGCCCAGGGUCUAAACUUAGACACCUGGAAGUCGCGGAAUUUUUCGUCCAAGGCGCGCUCAGAGCCAAACUUCUCGAACUGAGAAAAGUUAAGGGAACCGAGAAUCCGGCAAACUUUGCCACCAAGCACGCGAAGACUGGACCGGAGGUGCGGCAAUCCCUGCCCUCCAUGGGCAUGGUGGACCUCGACGCAGUCGCAGGUGCCGCCGAGGCUCUUGCCCAAAAGGGCACGAUCAAGACAAUCCAGGCAAGCCCCUGGAAAAUGAGUCCGCCGACCAAGCUUCCGAGCUCGGCGCUCAUGGCCACAAUCGUGGCACUGCAGGUUCGACCUGCAAAGGCCCAAGGGCACGACUUCGCUGAGCUGGUGCUCGGCUUCGCGGCCCUAGGCUUCCUGGCCUUCUUGUGGAUGCUUUGGGGCCUCGUCUCCUGGCUCUGCAGGUGCAGACGCGAAAGGCACGAGCCUGAGCCCGAGGCUGAAGUGGAGCACCACGCCGAGCGUGCCGAGGAGCCGCCGCGUGCAGCCCCAAGGGCCACAGAGGUCUGGCUAAGGCCAGAAGCGCCAGAAGAGGCGCAAGCAGAAGCAUCGAACCAGGCGCAGGCAGAAGCGCCGAACCAGGCGCAAGCACAAGGAGGUGGGCAGCAGCCCAGGGGGGCUCAAGAGCCAGAGCCUGAGGGCGAGCGGACCCCGGGUCCGCCCCCUGCGGCACACGUGCCACCACCACCGCCGCCCGCAGCACCAAGGGUGCGGCGCAGGCGUAGGGGACCGGAACCCCUUUCCGGGGACGACGAGCAUCUCUACGAGACAGCCUGUGGUGACAGGAUCCACCUGUUCACCAACUGCAACGGGUUGAGCUCCGUCCCACGGGAUCAAAUCCUGAUCGGUUUUCGCUGCCAUUGCGCAGCAGAUCCCCAGAACUCGGAGUACCUUUGGACCGGGUUCUCUUUUCAGGUGGCCACCGGCCGCGUCGUGCGCCGGUACCACGGCCAACAAAGAGGUUGCCCCUUCAUGGAGGGAGCAACAAUGAGGCAUCGAGUGUGCCUGCACUGCCGCAACGGGCACCAAAGCACCAAGCCCGGCAGUGCGGUGAACAACUCCCGCCUUUGGGUGCCUCCACCUUGA